Molecule: messenger RNA, 1232 nt
Organism: Drosophila virilis
Lineage: Eukaryota; Metazoa; Arthropoda; Insecta; Diptera; Drosophilidae
Product: trypsin eta
Biological process (GO): proteolysis
Molecular function (GO): serine-type endopeptidase activity
Source: RefSeq, a predicted model, not a curated record
CGGACGGGGCUGAUAGUAGUCGCCGCUGAUUGUCAAUUGGAACCGUGUCGAUUCUCAUAUGGUAUUUUAGUUAGAAAUGCGCGCUGACUAAAUUCGGUCGUGAAAAUUCGACGAUAAAACCAACAACAACAACAAAAAUAUUGUUAACUGAUUUUUAUUGUUUUUUUUUUUUUUUGUUGUUUGUUUUUUGAUCUAUAAUAAUGCACGGCGUGUAUUAUCUGUGCAUAUGGCUAUUUAUGUUGGCAGCGACACCAGGAGCACGAAGCCAGCUGCCCGAGUCGCGGAUCAUCAAUGGCACGGUUGCCAGCGUGGCCGAGACAAAGCACCUGGUCUCCAUACGUCUGCGCUCGAACGACAAGAACUUCGGUAGCGGACACAUCUGCGGUGGCUCGCUAAUUGGCCCCAACAAGGUGCUGACCGCCGCCCAUUGCCUGUACAACACCUCGAAGAAGCGCUACCGCAAGGCCAAGGAGUUCGUCGUCGUUAUGGGCACGCUCAAUCGCUACGAGCGCAACAACAACACGAUUGUCUCCUAUGUUAGUUCGAUUGCCUACAUGAACACCUUCAGCACGGACAGCAUGCGCGACGAUGUCGGCGUCAUGUUUCUGACCAACGGUCUGGCCGUCAACGGCAGCCAUCCUACCAUCGCGCCCAUCCAGCUGGCCAGCGAAGUGACGCCCGCGGGCGUUACAUGCCAGGUGUCCGGCUGGGGACGCACGGAGCAGAGCUCGCUGUCGAACGUGCUGCUGACGGCCAAUGUGAGCACCAUACGACACAAGACCUGUUCCAGAAUUUAUGGCGGCGGCCUGCUGCCCGGCAUGCUGUGCGCCGGACGUCUGCGUGGCGGCACCGACUCGUGCCAGGGCGACUCCGGCGGACCGCUGGUGUACGAGGACCGGCUCAUUGGCGUCGUCUCGUGGGGUUAUGGCUGUGCGGAGCCGGGUCUGCCCGGCGUCUAUGCGGACGUCCAGUACUACCAGCAAUGGAUCGAGGAGCGCAACGGAAGCUUCAGUCUGUCGGCAGUCCCACAGAUCUGGCUGUGGCUAGGCAGCGCCUGCUACUGGCUGUGGUCGAGAGACUAGACACUGGAAGUUAAUAAAUUAAUGUAGCUAGUAAGCCGUUGGCUUCAUAUUUUUUUUGGGUGUGUUAGCUUAAUGUGGGGCUUGCUUGGAGAGCUCUGAUGGAUCCCAAGGAAACAUCAUUCCAAUCUUCCAUUACAUCUUCCGAGAAAA